AUGCUAAAAAGUCGAACUAGAGCUACUCUCAAAAAUCAAUCCAUUUAACCUACUAAUCCACCUUCUCUUUUCCUCAUCUUCCCUUUCUCAUCAUCACUACUAACUAGACGACAAUUACUAACUAACUUAUCCCGAAUAACUCGUAGCCCUCAUUCCUUUAGCUGACCUCAGGGGAUUGAAGAAUACCUGUUCUGUUGUUCUCCUUCAUAUCGCUCGUCCAAUCAGAAUCUCCCAUUGCCGUCAAAUCCCGGGCCACUUUGGAAGUCUGUAUCGAUGUUUACCUGAAAACAUUGCCUCAUAAAGUCAUUUGCUCGUUUGAAGUCAAUUAAAUAGGCUGCUGAAAAAAAACAAUUCCUUUUUUUCAACAGAAGUUUUAAAAAACUUGGUCGAAAGUUUGAACCUAAAAGGAAAAACUAUUUUGAAAGUUACCUGCUGUAAGUUUUGAUUAAUUUUUCCUCUUUCUCCGAGUUGAAUUCUUCUAAUAAAAAGUAAAGUAUCCAUCUUCCACUUCUGGGGUGAGAACUGAGCGAAUCGAUUAGUGAUAUAGGCUCUCAAAGUGGGAAUUGUUUAUGUCAAGGGUGCAUUUAUCCUUUAUUGUGCAAACAAAGCCCUUCCUUUUUUCCUAAUUUACCUAAUUGCGAUCUGUCCACUGCAUAAGUGCGAUCCCUGCUAGCUCCGUUGGGUGUCAACAGUAGAAGAGAUAGUUGGAUCGGAAAUUGCGAGUCAAUUAGCCCUUCUUAGCAAUAAUAGACACCUUUAAUUCUCAACUUCCUAAAAACACUUACGAUCACCCGGAAAACUUACCCAAAUAUCCGUUUCUCACUUUCAUUGCUAAUCCAAGUUCAUCCUAUUUUACCUUACUUUUCUGAUUUGAACUCUUUUUUACCUUUUAACUUCACUCCUAAUUUAACAAAAUUUGAGUAAUGUCAAGUGAAAGUAGUCCCGUAAAUUUGACUAACAAAUCAGAAAUGCCAAAAAACCUCCAAAAUCAAAGCAAAAUUCCCAAAGAUAACAAUGGGAAAAAUUUACAUUUUUCAAAAACGAGUUUUCAAACCGGAAACGAAGUUGAAAAACCAAUUUCUCACGUGGCCGAAACUGAAAAACAAGUGAACAAACCUACGCGUGAAACAUUUUCCAUUGACAAUCUUCUUUUGAAAGCGGCAACUUUCAUUAACAACAGCAAUCAAACCGAAGUCGCUGGAGGCAAUCUAGACCAGGUGCGCCAUCUGAUGAGCCAUCAACAGGGUCACCACCAUCAUCACCUGCAACAUCGUCCAAAAUUCAUGCAAUUGGAGGACCACAAGGGUCUUUUAGGGUCUCGAAGUCAUCAGUUGGAAGAAAAAAUGAACCUGACGAAAAAUGAGGGAGUCGAAAGUGACGAUGAGAGCAAUGAAGGCAGCUCGUGUAAUGAAGACGACGAAGACUUGCUCCCCAGUCCAUCUUCCACUUCUCUCAUCUCAAAAUACCAGUCUUCACUCACCCCAACCUCGGCCGACCUAUUUCUGAAACAAUCACAUGACUGCCAUCAAGAAACCAAAUCUUCAGGAAUCUCGGGUACGAUUGAACAGUACGAACAGUGUCUGAGUGAACUUCAGCAGGGGGGAAAUGGGGGGAAUAGGCGGCGGAAAAAGAGAACCCGUGCUGCUUUCUCGCAUGCCCAGGUGUUCGAGUUGGAGAGGAGAUUCGCCCAGCAGAAGUAUCUGUCGGGACCCGAGCGAUCGGAACUGGCGUCGGCACUCAAACUCACAGAAACACAGAUCAAAAUUUGGUUUCAAAACCGACGCUACAAAACAAAGAGGAAGCAAAUUCACGGUGACAUUUUGCCCUCUCAUUGCGGACCUUUGUCUUCAUCAGUGGGCGAAAACAACCCCCACUUAAACCACCUCCGCAAACUCAGUGCUGCUCAGCUUCAAAUGGCGCUGACGUCACAAAUUGCAAACUCUGCCAUGCGCGGAACUCAAAUAACCAAUUCAGUUCCAGUAACAUCUCAGUCUAUCAACCAGCCAGCUUUGGCACCUCCAGUUGGAUUCGACAUGGGAUCGAAUCCCGCUGUCUCCGCUGCUUCACAAAUAUUCGCAAAUGAAACUUCGGCUCAAAAAACACUCGCCCAAAUGCAGUUAGAACUCCUGAGGGCGUCGACUGUCGGUGUCAAUCCUUAUUUGUCACUACUUUGCUACUCAGCAGCGGCCGCAGCAUCAGGCGCAAUUUUCCCACAGACUGUUCAGCCGAAAGCGCAAACGAUUGGAAUUGGGAACGCACAACAACUUGCAAACUCAGUCAGCUUGGCGCAACAGUUGGCUAAUUUGACUGGUCAGCAAAAUAACACCAUCUCCCUUGCUAAUGUUUUGACCGGUAUUACGCAACCCCCUUCAACCCUAACUACAAGCAAUGCUUUGUUCAGCAGUAGUCUCAAUUUGACUUGUGACAAUAUUUUGACUCAAUCGACAGUAAAACAUGGACAUGAUACUAAACUAACUAUGGACUCUGCUCGUCCUGAUUUAUUACUGGCUCCUGUUGUGUCAACAAACAAUAUUUGAUUCUUAUGUAGCUUGACCUCUAAUACAAAUUUGUAAAAGAUGCUCUGUACACGAUAAUUUAGAUUGAUAGACGUUAUAACCUGUA
This is a messenger RNA of Symsagittifera roscoffensis, 2622 nucleotides long. Its product is annotated as ventral anterior homeobox 1-like. Gene Ontology annotation, cellular component: nucleus. Gene Ontology annotation, biological process: regulation of transcription by RNA polymerase II; cell differentiation. The record is from RefSeq and is a predicted model, not a curated record. Lineage: Eukaryota; Metazoa; Xenacoelomorpha; Acoela; Convolutidae. The coding region runs from base 924 to 2537 and encodes 537 amino acids. Gene Ontology annotation, molecular function: DNA-binding transcription factor activity, RNA polymerase II-specific; RNA polymerase II cis-regulatory region sequence-specific DNA binding. The transcript is spliced from 3 exons.